GAUGAUAGUUUCCUGUUAAAAAAAGUAAACUCUCAUUAAUUAAUUAUUUGUUUUCUAAUGUAUAAAUAAUAGUUUGCGCAAGUCAAAAAAAUGUUUGUUUAAUAAAUAAAAUGUGCAUUUUAAUAUAUUACGUUUUAUAAAAUGUGUACAUGUUCGGUGCUUCAAUAAUUUUAUAAAAAAAGAAAAAGAGAAAGACGACAGAGUAAAAUUAUUAUUUAUUAAAUAAUAUUUCAAUGACAAUGUUAAAUGAAAGAUAAAUAUGAAAGCAAUAAAAACGAUGGAUAUGACAUUGCCAUUUACUUUGAAGCAAAAACAAGAAGUUAACGAAAAUGAAAUUGACGAUGAUGCUAGUUUGAAUGAACUUGAUAAUAUCUUGUCUAUGCCACUACCAUCAAUUACUGGAAACAAUUUUCUUUUGUCUUCUGCUCCUAAUCAUGAAUUCUUACGACUUACUGCAAUGGUACGUGCGGUGUACUUCUCGUAUCUUCAGAAAUGUUUACUUAGUAAUUACAUAGUAUGUUACAAUCAAAAGAACGAAGAGACUUUUAGUUAUGAUUUAAAAAAGUGCGCAGAUCAAAUGGAACUGAACGCGGUACGAUGUUCUUUAGAAGCUUCUUUGUAUAGACAACAUAUGCUUAAAAUGAUUUCAGAUAUUAAAUCACACACGUCUCAAAAAAAAGUAUAUAAACAAUUAGUUAUGCUUUUAGAGGCACCAUCAAAUAAAGUUGAUGUAGGUGUACAAACUAAUAGCCUCUGUUUAAAAAGUAAUUUUUGUGAUCAACAUAAAAGUAAUACCACGCAGGACGCUUGCAUUACUUCUAAUUACGAAGAAUUAAUUAAUCUGAAAGAGACAUUAUUUGUGGAUAAGAAGGUUCCUUAUGUAGAAGAAUCAGACGUUUCAUUGAUGCAAGAUAAUUCAAGUGUUAAAACUCUUUUAUUAAAAGAAGAGGAUACAGACAAACUAAUAUUCGAAGAACAAAGUCAAGAAACGACAAUUUUUACAGAAGCACUUUCAACAGCUAUUUCCAUUCAGCAGCAAACAGAGAGUGUUCCAAAUGAUGGUGAAAACUCGCAAGAUUCUCUUUUACAACACAUGGAAGAUAUGUUCUGUGAAAGUGAAGAUAGUAGCGAUCUAACAACGUUAAUCGAAAAACAUUCGGGCAUAAGUAAGGCUAGUGUCGAUAAGGAAAUCAAUAAUAUGAGCUUAAACACUGAUAACUCAUUAACUUCUAAUUUAAACAAACAUAUAGAAGAGAGUAAUAAUAUUCCAAAGAGUAAUGUCAAAACGUCUAAUCCUGUUCAAGGAAAAUUUAGUUUUAGUUAUUAUAAAGAAAUGAAAAAUAGAGCAGAAAAACCAACAGAAAGUAACAAAGAAGAAACAAUUGAGUGCAAACAAGAAACAAGUGAAAAUAAACAGAAGAAGAGAACGGAUGGUAUCUGGUUUGUCGAAAGAGUACAUCAGGUUUCGAAAUUGAAAACCAAAAUGACAGAACUGUCCAUAACAAAUUACCGGAAGCAUGGUAAAGUGAAAGAAAAAUUUAUCACAUUAUUUGGAGAAUUUGACGAAGAAGAAAUGAUGCCAGAUUCACCGAUUUGUAUAGAAGAACAUUUAACCGCAUGCAAAGAAAGAAUAGCUCCAUGGAUUGUUAAAUAUCUUAUGCCGUUUUAUAAAAAAAGACGAAUCAAAGAUCGUCAAUUAUUUAAAGCUGUAGCUAAGCAUAUUGCUGAUAUGCUUAUUAUCGAGAAUACAUUUCCUGAGGAAAAUUGUAUUAACAAAUAUAUAGACAAUUAUUUCCGGAAUAGAAAAUUCAUUAGGACGAGUCAAGAUAUAUAUAUGUAAGAGUUACAGAGUAUCCACCUCUGUAACACAUUAGAUGUAAGAAAAAAUACAUUUAUAAAUUAAUUAUUCUAUCGCCAUAUAAACAGAAAUUACUUCUUUUUUUCUAAUGUGUACUAGAAAUAGAAGA
Molecule: messenger RNA, 1967 nt
Organism: Vespula vulgaris
Lineage: Eukaryota; Metazoa; Arthropoda; Insecta; Hymenoptera; Vespidae
Exons: 4
Coding region: 260-1840 (526 amino acids)
Source: RefSeq, a predicted model, not a curated record